Molecule: messenger RNA, 2415 nt
Organism: Panicum virgatum (switchgrass)
Lineage: Eukaryota; Viridiplantae; Streptophyta; Magnoliopsida; Poales; Poaceae
Product: ATP-dependent DNA helicase Q-like 1
Exons: 10
Coding region: 111-1985 (624 amino acids)
Biological process (GO): double-strand break repair via homologous recombination
Cellular component (GO): cytoplasm; nucleus; chromosome
Molecular function (GO): 3'-5' DNA helicase activity; four-way junction helicase activity; ATP binding
Source: RefSeq, a predicted model, not a curated record
CGCUCGCCCUCCCGCCUGCCGCCCGCCGGCGCUAGGGUUCCGCCGCGUCCGUGCCCGCGGGCAGAGAGAGACGGCCCGGCCCGUCGGUCACCCGCUCGCCGGCGACGCCGAUGGACCACCGCGCGCGGAGGGAGCGGGAGAGCCGCCGCCUGCUCGACCUCGCCGCCGACUGCGGCUUCGACCGCAGCCUCGCCGCCAGCUGCCUCGUGCGCCUCCUCGACAUCUACGGGGAGGAUGGCAUGGGCAUGGUCACCGUCGACAACUGCGGCGACGAUUUCCUCGCCUCGCUGGCCGACGCCACGCAGCCCACGGACGACUGGGACGACCUCAGAGGGAUCGAGACCGAAGCCUGCGGCAAUCUGAAUGAUAUGAUGAUGACGACGAAUGCGCCUGACGGUAAUCGAGGCGCUGCUAUGGGCGGUUCUGGUGCCUUCAGGGAGACGGAUUCGUUUGGUCGCCGCGCUCCUGAUGGUUUGGAGGCCUUCGAUGUCCCCUCGGAUGAUUCAGAUUUUGACAUGGGGGAUGGAGUUGAUAACCGUCGCAAUAAUUAUUCCAGUAUCCAAAGGCAAGCGCAAUCUAGAAACUCUGGAAUGCAGAGCCGGAGCUCGGCAAAGUCUACUGUGACCGGGGGAGCCAACAGAUAUGACUCCACGACUCCCACUUCAAAUAAAGAGAGGCGCCCAGCUGCAUUCCAUCAGAAGAGAGAAACUCUUAAUUAUGAGCAGCUUAGCUGUCUAGAUGAUGUCAACUUUGCUAAUGUUGUCAUCUUUGGCAACAAAAGCUUCAGGCCUCUGCAGUAUGAAGCUUGCAGGGCUGCAAUGGAUAAUCAAGACUGUUUCAUACUUAUGCCAACUGGUGGUGGGAAGAGCCUCUGCUAUCAGCUUCCUGCAACACUGCACCAAGGCGUCACCGUUGUUGUAUGCCCGUUGUUGUCGCUUAUCCAGGAUCAGAUUGUGGCAUUAACCUACAAGUUUGCGAUACCGGCAGCAUUCUUGAAUUCUCAGCAAACUCCUGCUCAGGCAUCUGCAGUAAUCCAAGAGCUCAGAUCCGGCAAGCCAUCCUUCAAACUUCUGUAUGUAACUCCAGAAAGAAUUGCUGCAAACUACACGUUUAUGGAGAUCCUGAGAGGCUUAGAUCAGAGGGGACUGCUAGCAAGAUUUGUGAUCGAUGAAGCACACUGUGUAAGUCAAUGGGGACAUGAUUUCCGUCCAGAUUACCGUGGCCUAGGAUGCCUCAAGCAGAACUUCCCUAGGGUCCCAAUCAUGGCUUUAACUGCAACAGCAACUGAAUCUGUCCGUAAGGACGUCCUUGGUGCUUUAAGGAUACCUAAUGCUGUAGUUCUCAAGAGGAGCUUUGAUAGACUGAAUCUCAACUAUGAGGUGAUUGGCAAGACGAAAACUGCCCAGAAGCAGCUGGGUGAUCUCCUGAAAGAGCGCUUCAUGAACAAAUCUGGCAUUGUGUACUGUCUCUCGAAGAAUGAAUGUGCAGACACCGCCAAGUUCUUGAGGGAGAAAUACAAGAUCAAAUGCGCGCAUUACCAUGCUGGCCUGGCAGCUCGUCAGAGAACCAGUGUCCAAGAAAAAUGGCACAGUGGGGAGGUUAAGGUCAUCUGUGCUACCAUAGCCUUUGGCAUGGGGAUCGACAAGCCUGACGUGCGCUUUGUCAUCCACAACACCAUGUCGAAAUCAAUAGAGAGCUACUAUCAGGAGUCUGGGAGGGCUGGAAGAGACGACCUUCCCGCGCACUGCAUCGUGCUGUACCAGAAGAAAGACUUCAGUCGCAUUGUGUGCAUGCUGAGGAACGGCGACAACUUCAACAGCGAGAGCUUCAGGGCGGCGAUGGAGCAAGCGAAGAAGAUGCAAUCGUAUUGCGAGCUGAAGACUGAAUGUCGGAGGCAGGCGCUCCUGGAGCACUUUGGUGAGCAGUACAGCAGGCAAAGGUGCAGGGAUGGCCCUAGCCCCUGUGACAACUGCCUGAAGACAUAAUUGUCGGAAAACUAGGCAUGGCCAUAAUCUUCAUGAUGCUUGGUGAUACUCUAAACUUUUGAAGCCUGCGCUCCACAUGAUCUGUAACUGUAAGAGCUUGUCUACAUCAGGUCAACCUGUCUAUGUAUAUAGCAUCCAGUGCCGAAACGAGUGCCCCCGCGAUGUGCAAAGUUAGGUGCUCUGAUGUUUUGGCCGCAUACCCUCAUUCCAGUGGCCUGUCGAGGUGCAUGCUUUGGUUUAUAGUCUGGUUGUCUCGGUAAUCGCAGCAAGAAGAGCUUGAUGUUAUUGGCGAACAGAUGAGUGGAUCAUGCCUUCAUUGUUGUCCAACUUUUGGCCUCAUUUAAAUCUUUACAACUGUUUUGUGGUUAAAAAAAAGGGGGAUUUGGUCAUUCGACGAAAAUGCAAACCCUGCUUAAACUGUCUGAACAAA